Messenger RNA from Salpingoeca rosetta, 1052 nucleotides. RefSeq lists its product as uncharacterized. The record is from RefSeq and is a predicted model, not a curated record. NCBI's taxonomy places the organism in Eukaryota, Choanoflagellata, Craspedida, Salpingoecidae. The transcript has 8 exons. Gene Ontology annotation, biological process: post-translational protein targeting to membrane, translocation; intracellular signal transduction. Bases 124 to 948 code for a protein of 274 amino acids. Gene Ontology annotation, cellular component: endoplasmic reticulum membrane; endoplasmic reticulum.
GAGGAGAAGAAAGCACUCAUCGUAUUUCCCACACCCACAAACAACAAACAAGCAAGAAGCAAGCAAGCAAUAAGUGGGCCAAGCAAGUGAGACGAGCACAACACACAGCAGUGACGAGAGACGAUGGGCGAAGCAAGCGCGCAGGAGCAGCAGCAGCGCACGCUGAAGGAUUUGAAGCGUGCGGCUCGCAAGCUGCGGUUGAACAUGCCAACCAAGGAGAAGAAGGUGAUGGACCGCCCCGCACAGUACUUCUCAGGUGGACGUUUGGUGGACUUCAUCUUGAAGGAGCUUGGUGAUGAAGUGUCGGACCGGGACCAGGCCGUCGCGCUCGCCACACAGCUUCUCCGCAGUCGCUUCUUCUACCGCGCAGAGUUUGCUGAGCGGCGCGUCAAGUCAAAGGACGGCGAGAUCAAGACGAAGAAGAAGCUGCAGCCUGUACAGGACCAGCGGCUGCAACUCGAGUUCCUGGAUGACCCAAAGACGCCGUAUGUGUGGCUCUUCACCGCAUAUUCCAUGAAGCAGUAUCUCCUCAGCCUUGUCGUUCUUGUGGUUGUUGGUCUGUUGACCACCAUCCCCGUGUGGCCGCAAGCCAUCCGCGGUGUUGUGCACGGCAUUGCAUGGUACACCAGCAUGACCCUCCUCAUCCUGCUCCUCACCCUCUUCCUCGUGCGCUACGUGGCACAUCUCGCCGUCUACUACGGCUCCGGCCGCACGCACGACUUCUGGAUCCUCCCAAACAUUAACGACGAGACGAUUGGUGUUCUGGAGUCGUUCAAGCCGCUGUACUCGUACGGGCCCGUCACUGACGACGAUGAGGAGGAUGCCGAUGAUGACAACAAGGGCGAUGGCGCUGGCGAUGGUGAUGAGAAGACGAAGAAAAACAACAACAGCAGCAGUGCGGAGGGUGAAGGCGAGCCCAAGCCUGCACCAGCGAAGAAGGAAGACUGAGGAACGAAUGAAAGGAGGAGAAGCAGGGAUCGUUAAUUGAAAAGCCAGCAGCGACAAGAGGCUGUUGUUGCUGUUGCUACUACUGCUGUUGCUACUGCUGCUGU